AUGGAAGUGAACCACCAUACCCUUUUCCGGUUGAUCAACGGCUACAGUCUCGGUACAAUUUCAUUUCUAAUCGGUGCAAUGAACAAUCGUGACAAAGAGCAACCUAUUGAUUUCCCCGUUGUGUACCGACACAACGCAACCAAUGGAGCAGGUGAACAGUACCGGAACAACAUUGCUCGGGCAAAUCCAUUGUUUGGAAGAAGCAAAAGUGAUCUUGAUAUAGCGAGUGGCAAAUUCGAGCUCAAUCCGGAUGGAAUUGAUACCUCCACGAGCUCCAAUACGGAUGCUUCGUCGUCUUUAAUUGCUCGUUCAUCACGAAACUCGACGACAGCAGUUCCACCAACGCCACCACCACUACCACCAAAACCGAUAGCCAUUACCGGCAUCUAUCAGACGGACAGUGGCCGGCGUCAGUCUUCUAUUACUCCAUCGUACGAUAUUUCGAAAAGUAUCGCGGAAAGUGCAAUGGACAUUUCACUACUAACGGCCAAUGCCAACCAGCUGCGACUUCUCAUUACCUACAAUCAAGGAUCGAAGACGUACGUCGCGUGCAUCACGUUCGUUAUCAUGUCGCUGGUACUACAAAUGAUGGUCGCUAUUACAAUGAUCGUUGUUUCGCUCACCAAACCCCAACGAGACGAUCCGAAGCGGCAACGGGUGAAGAUCGUAACGUCGAUCGGUGUAGCGAUAAUAACGAUGAUAAACAUCCUUGUAGCAUCGCUGGUUGUUGCCGAACAACCUCCCAAUGCUAUCAUCGCUUCUUCCGGUAGCGUGGUGGGUCUACUAACCAAUGUUAACAUAACAGACACAGCGCUCGGCGGAACGUAG
Molecule: messenger RNA, 828 nt
Organism: Anopheles marshallii
Lineage: Eukaryota; Metazoa; Arthropoda; Insecta; Diptera; Culicidae
Exons: 3
Coding region: 1-828 (275 amino acids)
Biological process (GO): tissue regeneration; cell adhesion
Cellular component (GO): membrane
Source: RefSeq, a predicted model, not a curated record